Molecule: messenger RNA, 693 nt
Organism: Nezara viridula (southern green stink bug)
Lineage: Eukaryota; Metazoa; Arthropoda; Insecta; Hemiptera; Pentatomidae
Source: the annotation of a GenBank genome assembly
AUGGAAGAGGAAAGUGGUCAAUUGAAAAAUUGGAUUUCCAAUUUUGGAAAAGAUCGUCCGAUAUCCAAUAAACCAUUCGUUGGUAAAAAACCUACCAAUACAGUGAGGAAUAACAUUGGAGUAGUUGAGUCUCUGGCAGCAUUAAGUCUUGGUGGAGGAACUCCAGCGGAAGGAUCUACGUUGUCACCAACCGAAGCACCGUCUACUACAAGGUCCAAAAAGUCGAAAAAAAGAUUUAUUACCGUACCAAACAAAUAUAUCGAGAAAUUUAACGUAGAGGACUUCAAAACUAACAAUUAUAAGGCUAUUGAAGCCGUUAUAAAUGAUAUUCUGAACACGAGAAAGAGUAAAUCUUUAGCGAAAAAGUCGAAGGCAAAAACUGAUAUAAGGGUGAAAACACUUGGUGGUACUUUGGAAUCACAAGGAAUGUGCAAUCCGUUAGAGGUUAAUAAAAAAAUAAAGGAUAUCAAACCCAAGAGUGCGCAGCCGAGGAGCUACAGAUACUAUUAUAAGAAAACUCCUUCCGGGGAUAAAAACCAACUGCAAAUGAAUUUCGGUCCGAAAAGUCUAAGUGGAUUAAACCGUAUCCAUGAAGAGGCCACAAGAAGUUUACAGAAUCUAAACGGAAAGAAAACUUUGUCAAGGAGAAAGGCAGCAGCUGAUGAAGUAAUUACGUAUAAUAUCGAAAAUUGA